GGGUCGGGGUCUUCGUUAGACUGAUCAGAUACUGCAUCGAUUGCAUCUUGCAUGAUCAGUUAUUAGUCGAACUCCAAUUUUUGGAUGGAAGUUAUCCUGAUCUUGUUUUACAUUAUUCUCUGCAAUUCAUGUUCAUAUCCAUAUUCACAUUAUUGUACAAAGCUCGGAUUCAUCGUAGUGUUGUACGUGCAUCAUUGAUCUGAACUCACAUCAUACGUCCUAAACAACGAUAUCAAUAUCGCCAUCAAUACCAUCGGUAUAGACAGACAUAUACGUGCAUCGCUGCGGGAUUCCAUCUGCCCCGAAUAUGAUCAAUUUGAAUGGUUUACUGGAUGAAAGGGCCUUUGGUCACGAUGUCGACUCUUUACAAGCAGCAAAUGAAUACCUCGAACGAUUGCUCUUUGCGACAGCCAGGAAACAUAACCAAGUAUGGGAAGAGUUAGAAUCGAUGAAGGAAUCCUCUGGCAUCUACGACAAAUCGUUACCAUUUCUCUCGUUCCCCCGGGAAGUCCGCGAUCAAAUAUAUAAAUACGCUCUCCAAGCAACCCGCGAAGCAUUCGUUGGAGUUCGACAUAUCAGAAUGCUAUCCUGCGACACAUUUCCCGAUUCAACGCAUUAUCCAUUCAAACCUCCUACGCCCGGCUUACUCCUAGUCAACAAACAAAUAUACGAAGAAGCAGUACAAAUCUUAUACUCAUGCAACAAUUUCUCCUUCCACAGGCCGAGGGAGCUUUUCGAUUUCCAGAACCAAGUCGGAGUGUACAAUUGUGGGCUGGUACGACAAAUGAAGAUAUCCGUUGUGUUCGGAGACGAAUCCAUGUAUACACCUGUGGAAUAUGUAGCACCAUGUGAUUACGAAAACAUUCCUUCGCACUGGGCGAAAGCGUUAUUGGAAUCGAGACUUAUGAGUAAUAUUGUUGGGAUGCAAGUUGACGCCAAUACUGGAUCACAUGAGAUGCGUUUGAUGACAAUGCCUCCAUCAUUAUACCGCGCAAUCAUCGCCACCUUUUCACGGAAUCGAAGCUUGAAAACGGCACCGGAAUUGAUUUUGAAGGGAUUCCAGACUCAAGAGGUGGAGAAAUUUCCUAAACAUUGGAAAAGGUCGACGGAGCAAUGGUUGGAAGUGGAUUGGGCAUCUGAUGUGCCAGAGCAAGAGCUGGAUGAAUCAGAACCUUUUUGGAAUUCUUCGGAGGCUGAUCUUGCCGAAACGUCUGAUAAUGAGGAUGGGGAAUCGUUUGACGAAGGUUCAUCCUAUAUAGGAGGCUCGAGCACUGGAAAAGGGAAUGUACCGACUUUGUUCAACGAACUCGGAGAAUUGAUGGGGUCGGACUACACGGAUUCAGACACGGAUUCGGAUGUAGGCUCAGAAGAUUCGUUUUAUACGGCGGCACCGUGGAAUGAUGUUAAGGAGGUUUUAUUGCAAUUUCGAAGCUUUCAGGAAGCUGGCCAAAGACAACAAGGAGGUCUUUUGAGCGUAUGAUAUGGGUCAACUAGUGUCAAGGAGGGGGAGAGAACGUUUUCGACGCUGAUGCUGAAAAAUAAGAUUAUUCAAGAUGUGUAGUGUCUUUCUUGUUUUCUUACUCGAAGGUUUGAAUUUUAUGGCGUAACGGAAGGAAAGGUCUUCAUAUUGUCUCAGAGAAUCAAGGAAACUCAGGACUCGGGGUGGGAAGAUGACCCAAAGCUUAGCUCAGCAAGGAAUGGUUGUAUUCAACAUUACCAAAGCUCGGUUCGAUAUAAUGAUUUUAAGGGGAGUUUUGGUAUUGAUAUCCAUAUUCAUAUUCACAUCCAUAGUAUUCGGAAACUAUAUAAAAAAUUCAUUACAAUACAAUUAUAGCA
This is a messenger RNA of Botrytis cinerea B05.10, 1836 nucleotides long. RefSeq lists its product as hypothetical. The record is from RefSeq and is a predicted model, not a curated record. The transcript has a single exon. Bases 308 to 1480 code for a protein of 390 amino acids. Lineage: Eukaryota; Fungi; Ascomycota; Leotiomycetes; Helotiales; Sclerotiniaceae.